GUAGAAAUGACGGAAGCCGAGUUGCAGGCGGAGUUGGGUUGGACAUCAGGUACCGUGGACAUUGCAUUGCAGGUCCUUGCCCGAAAAAAGCGAGAAGGAAUGAGUGUAGCCGAGCUGGAGGCGGAGAUGCGGUGGACAGACAGUGUGGCAGGGUUUUGGCGGUUGUUUGAAGGCAGUGGCAAAACAAGUGGAACAAACAGUUGUGAGUUGAAGGAAGAGAAAAAGAGGACGCGAGAAGAAACGCAGGCCAGGCUGAUAGAGGUGGCACAGGCAGUAGCGCAAGAGGCAGGACAGCAGCUGAACGGCACCAAAAGUGGAACUGCUGAAGCCAGAUGGUUCUUGCACUUGGCAGGAGCGGGUGCGAACUUGGACGGCUUCUACUACCGCAGCGAUGAGACGGAGAUGAAUUCGCGGCCAGUGCACCUUGCCGGCAAAGUUGUAGAUUUGCUUGCGCAGAAUCCCUUGGAAAAAGCCUCACCUUCAGCAUUGCUGAUGGGUCUGGAAGUUCAUUAUGAAGAUGGGCAGGGGCUGAAGCGAAGGCGUUCUGCCGCCACGCAUGCUUCUAUCUGUUGCAAGUUGGAGGAUCAUGAAGAUUGGCCAGUCUACGAACUCAACGUGGAGCGUUGCCCGCAUGACACGGGGCUCACCGAGACGGGAAUCUCAUUUGUGGGCCAGUUUCGGGUGGUGGACGUGGGUCCAUUGAUGCGUGGGCCUGACGGCGCGAAGGAUCUCAGGGAAGUGCUCACUACGGAAGGUCCGACCAUCCGAUUGUGGGAGUCGCAUGCUGCCUUGGAGAUUUGCCCCGGGAACACCUUGACCAUCGAUGCUGUACAAGCGAAGCUGUGGAGGUUUGGCCGCAAGUUUGCAGUGCUCUGGGCACGUCCGUUGGAAAGGGACAUUCUCCAUAGGAUGAAGAAAAGGGGAUGGGAUUUCGUCAUUGGCAUGCCGCAGGACGGGGUGCUUUCUACUGCCUUCUUGCUCUUGCUCCUGGCCCUUCUUGCUUCCCCUUCGU
Messenger RNA from Cladocopium goreaui, 1012 nucleotides. The record is from the annotation of a GenBank genome assembly. NCBI's taxonomy places the organism in Eukaryota, Dinophyceae, Suessiales, Symbiodiniaceae.